UUUACGCGAUUAUAAAAUUGUUGCGCGCCUUGGCAUUAUUAUCCCUUCGGACAGUAUCUAAGUAAGGUGCCACAUUUAGUCGCUCGAUCUGCUCGCAAAAGGUUUGCUCUUGCCCACCAUGCUAACCUUAAUCGGGCUUUUAUUUUUAAUAUCGCACGUCCAGUGUGCAAGAAUAUUAGCAGUGUUUCCUGUUCCAUCCGUUAGCCAUCAAAUAGUGUUUCGACCUAUAGUCGCCGAGCUCGCGAAGAGGGGCCACGAAGUCGUAGUUAUCACGACAGAUCCCGCGUUCCCGGAUGGUAAAACUCCUGCAAAUUUGACAGAAGUCGACGUCCACGAUGUGGCCUACAAUUUCUGGCACAAGAUGCUGUCCAGCGAGGUGAUGGGUAUAAGAAACGAUCCCAAUUCUCAAAUCCAGGUGCUAAUUCGAGCUGUAGCUAAAACGUUCGAGGUGCAGGCCGCACAGGAUAGAAUAAGGGAUAUCAUUCAAAAGAAGGAGGGUGAAUUUGAUUUGUUGAUAUUGGAAGCUUGCGUCAGGCCUGCUCUGGGUUUUUCGCAUGUUUUCAAGGUGCCUGUUAUUCAAAUAAGCUCGUUCGGAGCCAUCACUUUCAACGAUGAAUACGUGGGCGGGGCCUACCAUCCGCUUCACUACCCAUCGCCGUGGAGCGAGAGACUCUACAAUCUGACCACAUGGGAGAAGAUCACCAAGUUAUUUUACUACAUGAAGCUAAGAAACUUUUAUUUUAACGACGUCGUGGACGAGGAGAAUGCAAUUUUGAGGAAAACUUUCGGCCCAAACACUCCCCCUGUGGGAGAGCUGAUAAACAGGGUGGAGAUGUUGAUGUUGAAUGUGCAUCCAAUAUGGAUAGACAACCAGCCGAUGCCGCCGAAUGUGGUGUUUUUGGGGGGCCUGCCCGGGAGACCACAAAAACCUUUACCUAAAGAUCUCCAAGAUUUCGUAGACUCCUCCAAACAUGGCGUGAUAUACGUAAGCUUUGGCUCCAACGUCAUCCCGUCUGCUUUCCAAGCCGACAAGAUGCACAUACUUCUCAACACUCUAGCCAGUGUACCCCACGAUGUUCUACUAAAAUGGGACAAAGACGAGCUACCAAUAAAGGCUGAUAAUAUUAGAAUCAGCAAAUGGUUCCCGCAACCGGAUAUACUCAGACAUCCCAAAAUCAAACUAUUCAUCACUCAAGGUGGUCUUCAAUCGACGGACGAAAGUAUUGCGUGCGGAGUGCCUAUGAUAGGUAUACCCCUGUUCGCUGACCAGUGGUACAACGUAGAGAAAUACGUUCAUCUCAAAAUUGGUCUACGACUCGAUCUAUACACACUGACGGAAAAAGAUCUACGAGACGCCAUACAAAAAGUCAUCUAUGACAAGAGUUACCGGGAAAACAUCGUGAAGCUAAACAGACUAAUGAACGAUCAGCCACAAACCUCCCUGGAGCGCGCGGUGUGGUGGAUAGAGUACGUGCUGCGGAAUGGCGCAGCCCACUUGCGUGCGCCAACGGCCAACAUGUCCCUGGCGCAGUUAGUGGAGCUUGACGUCGUUGGUGCCGCCGUGACCGUUGGCUGCGUCUUGCUCGCUGUGAUGGGUUAUAUUGGUUAUUAUUUAAAGAGUAUCAUAUCACCACAUAGUAUUAAAGUGAAGCAAAUUGCAUACUCAGCACUAAAAACACUAGUUAGCUCCAAAGUUCAAAUUACAAAUUGGGACACGCUGUAUACCUAUAGUAGUAUAGAACGUCGAGAUAAAAAUAUAACUGCCAGUGGCCCGCGACAGAAUUCAUUAAUAGAUAAGAUGGGGAAGACGUCGUUAUUGGUGUUAUUUUGUUUAGCGUUUAAUAGCGUUAAUUGUGCGCGGAUUUUGACAGUUCUACCUGCACCGUCUAUAAGCCAUCAAAUUGUAUUUUGGCCAGUGAUCAACGAACUAGUGAGGAGAGGACACGAAGUAGUGUCAAUUAGUCCAGAUCCUGAACAUGGCAAAGGAAAAGCGCCAGCGAAUCUCACAGAAAUCGACCUCCAUGACAUAUCAUAUGCCGCCUGGAGAGAGAUACUGCUGAAGGAAGUAAUGGGGAGCACCGGAGAAGUCGUUGAUCAAAUUAAAGCAAUUUACAUGUCUCUUUCUAAAGUUUUCGAUGAACAGAUGAAGGUGGACGAAGUGAGAGACAUAAUACUGAAGAAAAAAGGAAAUUUUGACUUGCUAAUAACUGAGACGGUUUCUAGGCCUGCUCUAGCGUUUUCUCACAUCUACAAAGUACCGCUGGUUCAGAUAAGCUCGUUUGGACCGAUCGUCUUCAACGACCACUAUGUGGGAUCGCUGACGCAUCCGAUCUUCUACCCUCUGCCGUGGCACAGCAAAGUCUAUGAGUUAUCGACGUGGGAGAGAAUCAAGAAGAUCUGGCAUCACUACAGCUUCCAAUUUUACUACAACAACGUUAUCGGAGAGUACGAGAAUCAAAUGCUGAAGACACACUUCGGCCCAGAUGUGCCAUCAGUUAGUGAAUUGUGUGAUAACAUAGAUCUCUUGAUCCUGGAUGUUCAUCCCCUAUGGAUUGAUAACCAACCGUCUCCACCCAGCGUGGUCUAUGUCAAUGGAAUACAUCAGAAGCCCCAAAAAGAUUUGCCGAAGGACAUAAAAAGUUACUUAGAUUCGUCCAGAAAUGGUGUUAUUUACAUGAGUUUCGGGACGAAUGUUAUUCCUUCAGCUAUGCCACCUGAAAAGUUGCAGAAUAUGCUGGAAGUUCUAUCUCGAAUGCCUUAUGACGUGCUAUUCAAAUGGGAUAAGGAAAAACUACCUAUCGAAGUUAGGAACAUAAAAAUAUCGAAAUGGUUUCCACAAGGAGACAUUUUAAGACACCCAAAGAUAAAAUUGUUUAUCAUGCAAGGUGGACUCCAGUCGAUGGACGAAGCCUUAUCAGCAGGAGUGCCCAUGAUCGGUAUACCGAUGUUGUCAGACCAGUGGUAUAACACAGACAAAUUCGUCAAACACAAGAUUGGAAUACACAUGGAAGAUCUAACAGAAGAAGUCUUCGAAAAAGCCAUUCACGCUGCUAUUGAAGACAAGAGCUAUCGUGAGAAUGUGGUGAAACUAAACGCACUAAUGCAGGACCAACCUCAGCCGCCGCUGGAGCGCGCGGUGUGGUGGAUCGAGCACGUGUUGCGGCAUGGCGGCGCGGCGCACCUGCGCGCGCGCACCGCCAACAUGCCGCUGCCGCAGUUCCUGCAGCUCGACCUCGUGGCGCUGGCGCUAGGCGCUGUGGCCGCCGUUAUUGUUGUUGUCGCAUGCACCGUACGUCUAAUCUGUAAACUGUUCACGAACAAAAAGACGAAAAAAGUUAAGAAGAAAUAGUAAAAUAUUUAAGCACAUAAAGAAUAAAUAUUAUAAUAAAAA
Aricia agestis (brown argus) is the source of this 3391-nucleotide messenger RNA. RefSeq lists its product as uncharacterized. The coding region runs from base 119 to 3349 and encodes 1076 amino acids. The record is from RefSeq and is a predicted model, not a curated record. NCBI's taxonomy places the organism in Eukaryota, Metazoa, Arthropoda, Insecta, Lepidoptera, Lycaenidae. Gene Ontology annotation, molecular function: UDP-glycosyltransferase activity. The transcript has 8 exons.